Messenger RNA from Drosophila guanche, 520 nucleotides. RefSeq lists its product as uncharacterized. Bases 3 to 467 code for a protein of 154 amino acids. Lineage: Eukaryota; Metazoa; Arthropoda; Insecta; Diptera; Drosophilidae. The record is from RefSeq and is a predicted model, not a curated record. The transcript has a single exon.
GAAUGCAGUUGACCGAAAACCAAACCGCAUUGAGGCUUUGCCCGCAGACACAAGAGCACAUUUACACAUUACAUAAGAGCAGGAUGCAUUCCAUGGGAUUCCUUGUGGCACUUUCCAUCUGCCUGACGACGAUGAUGCUGCCAGUGCUGGCAUCCCCACUCACAGCAACAGCAGCAGCAGCAGAAGCAGCUCCGACCACAGUCAGACCAAAGCUCAUCAUCGUGGAGGAGGAGUCGGAGUCAGAGCCGAUGAGAUAUCAGUUCAUCACCGAACACCGUCCGACGACAUUGGGCCAGAACUAUUACAUUAAGCCGGGCCAGAUAGUUGGCAGCAUUAACCUUGGUUCGGAGAGCUUGCAUGUGCGGCAUGAUGAGGAGAACGGCCUCAAGCCCAUAGCCAGCAAGCACAACAUCCUGUUUGUGGCAUAUGCCAAGGAUUUGCAGCAGAAGACUUUGGCCAAGGUGUAGAUCUCCAUCGACCCUAGAAAUGCACAAUAAAUCGAUGUUCUUUAAUACAAAAA